Molecule: messenger RNA, 870 nt
Organism: Colletotrichum truncatum
Lineage: Eukaryota; Fungi; Ascomycota; Sordariomycetes; Glomerellales; Glomerellaceae
Source: RefSeq, a predicted model, not a curated record
AUGUCUUGGGAUCGUCUUAUCCGCUUUGUCGACGACAACGACGUCGAACACUUUGGCGAGCCUGAGAUCCAGAGCGAGACGGAGCUUGAGGAGCGUCUCGAAAAGAAUGAUCUGUGGGCCAUUGCUUAUGAUGGUGCCAGCCCCGUUUCACCCUUGACCAAGGGUGAGCGAGUGCAUGUUAAGGCUCUACGUCCUCUCCUGACGCCGAAGGAUGUUCCGAUUAUUCGUUGCAUUGGCCUAAAUUACGUCAAGCACAUCAAGGAAGGUGGCAGAACACCUCCUCCUUACCCCUCAGUCUUCAUCAAGCCUGCUACCUCUGUUGCCGCAUGGAACGAGGAUGUGCCUAUUCCUAAAGUUGCACAAGACGGCACUGUCGAUUAUGAGGGCGAACUGGCAUUUGUGAUUGGGAAGGCGGCCAAGAACGUUCCUAAGGAGAAGGCUUUGGAAUACGUAGCGGGCUACCUUACUGCAAAUGAUGUUUCUGCAAGAGCAUGGCAAAGAGAUCCUGCGAAGGCUGGCGGCGUUCCCCAAUGGUGUUUUAGCAAGGGGUUCGACAAAUUUGCUCCUUUGAGCCCGAUGCUGGUUUCUCCUGCGGUUGUUGGGAACGCCAGUGAUCUUUUGCUGCAGACAUUUGUCAACGGAGAAGAGAGACAACACGAAAGCACUGGUGAUCUUCUAUUUGGGGUUGAGGAGAUUGUCAGCUUCUGCAGCCAGGGCACGACAUUAGAGGCUGGAACCGUUAUCUUGACCGGCACACCGUCAGGAGUCGCUAUGGGCAUUAAGCCGCCCAAGUAUCUGAACGACGGGGACGUUGUGGAGGUGAGGAUAAGCAAGCUGGGAGGUGUCAAGAACAAAAUGGCCUUUGAAUAA